Rhea pennata is the source of this 669-nucleotide messenger RNA. It is a transcript of the gene STMP1, whose product is annotated as short transmembrane mitochondrial protein 1. Lineage: Eukaryota; Metazoa; Chordata; Aves; Rheiformes; Rheidae. Bases 141 to 290 code for a protein of 49 amino acids. The record is from RefSeq and is a predicted model, not a curated record. The transcript has 3 exons.
UCAGGGCCUCCCGGCUGCCUCAGGCGGCCCGCGCUCUGCCCGCCCCUCCGCGGCGGGGAGGGCGGGCCGGGAGCCGGAAGAGGAGCCGCCGCAGCCUGCCUGACUUCCCCGGUAGGCAGGCAGGGAAGCAGGCAGGCGCCAUGCUGCAGUUCUUGGUUGGCUUUACUCUUGGCAAUGUGGUUGGGAUCUAUCUAGCUCAGAAUUAUGAUAUUCCUAACCUUGCAAAGAAGCUUGAAGACUUUAAGAAGGAUGUGGAAGCUAAGAAGAAACCUCCCAAUGACAAGUCCUGAGAGAGUGUUACCAGAUCACCUCUGUGCAAGUGUCAUGGAUGCAGUUUACCCUUCAGGCAGCAAAAGCCAAGCAGCACUUUGGCCUGGGAGGUUCUUCCACAUUUAGUCUCCAAGAACUGGAAUAUAUUUGUUUUAAAAGAACAAUCAUGAACUUUUCCUAGGACUAAUUUUAAGAGGUUUCAGUAUUUUGGAUUUGCAGCUAUGUGUGACUGGAAAAUAUUGUUUGUAUUUUUUGUUAUUGCUUUUCCUAAUAUUUGUAACUCAUUUUUACCUGAUCCAACUGGAGAAUGGUGUAAGUCCUGUUACUAUCCAUACCUCACACUUUGUAGUACCAUAAUUUUAAAACAUCACAAAAUAAAUUAAAUGCAUCAAGAGGUAA